AUGGCUAACCGAAGACAGGGCAAAACUCUCGACGUGAUCACGCUCUUCCACAAGUCCUCUGUCCCAUCCUCGGUACGAGCGGCCACCAUCCUCAAACAAGCAUCGGCUGCUGCUUCCGCCACUGCAACCGAAGACCAAGCCUCCGACCACAGCGAACAGACCAAGUACGCUUCCCGCGACCCCUUCGAGCUUGAGAUCACCGAAUCCCCGCCCACAGCCGAUCAGCUCAAAAACAUUUUCGAGUACGUGGGAGGCAGUGGUAAGCCAGCUGAGCUGGUCAAGGGGGCAGCAUCACAGAGUGAUGCACUAAGAAAGCUGGCGGCGGAUGGCGAUACCUUCAAGAGGCCUGUCGUGGUCGACUGGAUCAAUGCUCGCGCUGUGGUGGGUGACGAUGAAAGCGAAAUAUUGAAGCUUUUAAAGCAAGGGGGAGGAAACUAA
This is a messenger RNA of Exophiala aquamarina CBS 119918, 438 nucleotides long. RefSeq lists its product as uncharacterized. Gene Ontology annotation, molecular function: oxidoreductase activity. The record is from RefSeq and is a predicted model, not a curated record. The transcript has a single exon. Bases 1 to 438 code for a protein of 145 amino acids. Lineage: Eukaryota; Fungi; Ascomycota; Eurotiomycetes; Chaetothyriales; Herpotrichiellaceae. Gene Ontology annotation, cellular component: mitochondrion.